AUGUCCCCUCCAGAGGACACCACUUCAACUACGACUCGGGCACAGUCUUUAGCCGUUGCUCCAGGGACCGACGACCCCACCUAUUCUUACCUGACCUAUCGGUCACCACUCCUUAAUUCCUCGCUGCCUGACAACCAGAUGCCCGAGGACCCAUACUCGAUCCACCCCCCGUCACUUUCACACCUGGCGCUGUUGCGGUUGGCCUUUCCUGCCUUCGUGCGCAUGGUUUCCCAGUCCUGUUAA
Messenger RNA from Morchella sextelata, 243 nucleotides. RefSeq lists its product as uncharacterized. The transcript has a single exon. Bases 1 to 243 code for a protein of 80 amino acids. The record is from RefSeq and is a predicted model, not a curated record. Lineage: Eukaryota; Fungi; Ascomycota; Pezizomycetes; Pezizales; Morchellaceae.